AUGUUUCUCACUAAUUAUAUCAUCGUGAUUGGACUUGCUCUCAUAUAUCUAUCUGGGAUAGAUUGUGUAAGCGACGGAAUGUUUACGGAGGAGCAAAUAUCCGGGGGAAAGUCCGAGUCUACACAUUUCCUAUUGGAAGUGUACCGUCGUCUGCUCGGAGGAGGAUCAUUUGAGAAUGCAUCUGGCCACGGGAGGAGGACGCUGGGUCUGUCACUUUCCAACACCAUAAGAACUAUACACGCAGAAGGUGUGACUUUAUGGGGUAGACAACAGGAAAUGCAGUUCCGGAUUCCGAAACGUGCGCACGCAGAGCAGUUUCACCAAGUGGAAAUUCGGAUAAAAACGAAGCAGCUGCAAUCAUUAAAGAAAAGGAUAGCAUUGGAGAUAGGAAAGAACAUGACGAAGAUAAGAAAGAUCUUCCUCCGACAUAAACCCUUGAUCGACGGGCUGGACACUGUUUGGGAUGUGACCUCACUGGUCAGGCCAUGGAUCAAUGGUUUUCACGGACCACUUGACAUCAGACUUGCUUACGAGGUGACGGGAGCCAUGUCGACAACUCUGAGAAAUAGAUUAAACAUGUUUAAAGGACUGAGGGAUUAUAAUAAAAUCAAAGCCAUUCUAGUAAUGUUUUCAAAGGACUCCGAUAUGUUGAAUGUUCAUUUAAAACAGGACGGAUUUCAUCCAAAAAACAAUACAGAAAACAGAUUCUUAAGUGUGAAGCGCUCACGACGUUCAACAAAAACAUCGAAUCGAACCAACAGGAAACGGAAGUUAUGUCAAGUAAAAGAUUUUAAAGUGGACUUUAAUACAAUUGGUUGGGGUAAAUGGAUUGUGCACCCGAAACAUUUUAACGCGAAGAUGUGUAAAGGAAUUUGUCCGUCACCAAUCAAGGAAAGUCUGUCGCCAAGCAACCAUGCGAUGUUGCAAGGAAUGAUGAGAGCUAACACUCAUGGAAGGAAAAAGAAAGUUUCCAUGCCGUGUUGUGUACCGACAAAACUGAGGCCACAAAGUAUGCUGUAUUAUGAAGGAGAUGAUCUUGUUGUCCGCCAUCACGAGGACAUGGUCGUAGAGGAGUGUGGUUGUCGGUAA
Molecule: messenger RNA, 1089 nt
Organism: Ylistrum balloti
Lineage: Eukaryota; Metazoa; Mollusca; Bivalvia; Pectinida; Pectinidae
Product: nodal homolog 3-C-like
Exons: 2
Coding region: 1-1089 (362 amino acids)
Biological process (GO): BMP signaling pathway; SMAD protein signal transduction
Cellular component (GO): extracellular region
Molecular function (GO): type I activin receptor binding; cytokine activity; growth factor activity
Source: RefSeq, a predicted model, not a curated record